This is a messenger RNA of Salarias fasciatus (jewelled blenny), 1535 nucleotides long. It is a transcript of the gene ccdc137, whose product is annotated as coiled-coil domain containing 137. Gene Ontology annotation, cellular component: nucleus. Bases 74 to 853 code for a protein of 259 amino acids. NCBI's taxonomy places the organism in Eukaryota, Metazoa, Chordata, Actinopteri, Blenniiformes, Blenniidae. The transcript has 6 exons. The record is from RefSeq and is a predicted model, not a curated record.
GUUAGCGUGUUAUGUAGUAGCCCAUGUGUGUUGUGUUAUAUUGCGUUAUUUGCUGAACUUAAGAUUUUUUAAGAUGGGGAAAAACAAGAAGAAUGAAGCCAGCGAGUCGGGAAAAAAAGCGGACAAGUCUGGGCGACAGCCGAGUGGAAAGGACAAGAAAAAAGUUACACAACGUAAGAAAGUUACAGAAGAGGACCACCUGAACCACAUUCCGUUCAAGCUGCGAGAGAUCCUGAAGAGCAAAGAGACACCAAAGAGAUCCGUGAAGAAGAAGCUCCAGAAGGGUCGUCCAGGGGGCUCGAAGGUCGGAGACAUCGUGGUCCCACGUUUCAAAAGAAGGAAAGAGGAAAGUGAGGCGGCGUAUGUGCGGCGGAUGGAAAAUGCAGCCAAACACGUCCUCUUCCUCACCAAAAACCAAGUGGACAGAAAGCCUGAGCUGGAGGAAGACCAGCAGGAGAGGCCAGCGAAGGCCAAAUCGGACAGGAAGAGGGAGCAUGAUAAGGACAGAUUACUGAAGCUGCAGCUGAAAAAGCUGGACAAAAAAGAAACCAAGAUGGAGAAAGAGAUGUUUGUAGACAGUGUUGCCUUUGGUGAAGUUGCCAUGGCUCCUCCGUCGCUGAGUGCCAAGCCAAAGAAAGCUCCCAUCAAGCCUCAGAAGGCAACAAAGGAGCUGCUGCUCAACUCUCUGCUCGGCCACACCGCCGUCUCCACCGCCAAGCCCUCCAUGGCCAGGCAGAGGAUCAUGGAGGAGGAGAGGGAGCGGGCCGUGCAGGCCUACCGGCAGCUGAAGAAGCAGAGACAGCUGCAGCACCAGGUCAGGGCUGCCAGGCCGCGGAAAGUCCAGAAGAGUUGAUUAUCUCCCAGAGUCAGUCUGUGUCAAAGACUGCAUUGAACAGAAACUGAGGAGCAGCACUCCGUCAGAGUGAUGGAACUUCACACCACAGAACAAUGACUUUUAGUGGGGAGGAAAGCUGCAUUUGCAUCCCCUUUCCAUGUUUUGAGGAAGUGUGAAACAUUUUGCUUUUAAAAGAUCUGCUGAGUAGAAUGUGACACGAAAAGUCAUCAGUCCUGGACUCGAGUGACUCGAUCAAUACAUGUGGAUUUUAUUGAUUUGCCGUCCUUGAAAGUGCAGUGACUCCGUGUAAACAUCACUUUUCUGUGUGGCCACUAGAGGGUGGUGCUCCUAGAGCUUGUCCUGGAUCUGUCAGGACAAGCUGAUGCUGGUUCAUGUUUUUCUGUUAGUCUGGGUUUAAUGUUGUGAAACAAAUAUCCAGCAAAUUUAAAAAAUAAUAAAAAUAAAGUCUCUAUGAGAUUUAUUUAUUGUUUUCCAUUUCACAUUGUUGCAUGAUGUUUACUUGCAUCUUAACAUCUCUUCUGGAGUCAUUCAAAUGACAUUAUAACCAUUUAAUCCCAUCACUUCUUGUCUGAUUGCUCUGAAACUCAGCUGUACAAAUAAAUGCACAAUUUGGGCAAAUAAAUCUGUUGAGCCUCUGUUUCACUUUGUACCUCUGUGAGCGUCUGGAUCUUGGGAUAAA